This is a messenger RNA of Vicia villosa (hairy vetch), 3043 nucleotides long. RefSeq names its product protein CROWDED NUCLEI 2-like. The record is from RefSeq and is a predicted model, not a curated record. Bases 382 to 1464 code for a protein of 360 amino acids. The transcript is spliced from 4 exons. Lineage: Eukaryota; Viridiplantae; Streptophyta; Magnoliopsida; Fabales; Fabaceae. Gene Ontology annotation, biological process: nucleus organization. Gene Ontology annotation, cellular component: nucleus.
CUCAAGGUGAGGUGUUGGACUAUUCGUGUAGCCCGAAGAUUGAGUGUUUGGAAGAGCAAGGGAAUGCAAUUUGAGAAUUAGAUAAGAUAGCACAAAAUGUAAAAUUGACAUGACCUGUGAGAAAUUUCUACCUCGGUCAGACCUAGAGGAUUUAUGCUUUCAUGAUUAAAUAAAUGUGAAAUUACAAUUAAUUUAAUAUUGAUACUUAUAACAAACCGUGCGAAAAGCACGGUAUUUGUCUAGUUUACAAGAUAUACAUUUAUGAUCGUUGGUGCAAAAUUAAGUUCCACUUCCAUUGGGUUCUCUGACUGAAGCUAUAGUGUUGGGUAUGCUGAGGAUUGGAGGAAGUUUAGGGAGGUUGGAUUGUUGGAUGAAGCGGUGAUGCACAGGAAGGAUCAGGAAGCGCUUAUGGAGAAACUCUCAAGGCUCGAAAUAGAGCUUUUUGACUAUCAGUACAACAUGGGCCUUCUGUUGAUUGAGAAGCAAGAGUGGAGUUCCAAGUUUGAUCGGCUGAAGCAAGAACUAGCUGAAACUAAAGAGGUUUUAAAACGAGAACAAUCUUCACAUUUGAUUGCAUUAUCUGAAGUUGGGAAGCGAGAGGAAAAUUUGAAGAAAGCAUUGAGUCUAGAAAAGCAGUAUGGAUCUGAUCUUGAGAGAGAUUUGCGUGCAAUGCAAAAAGAGCUUGCCCAAGUCAAGUCUUCCUCCCAUACAACGCUAGAUGAAGCAAAUGCAUCGGUGGAUGGACUUGAAGAGAAGUCUUCAACAGUUAACAAGAAACUUUAUGAUGCAGAAGCUAGGCUUGCUGAGGUUAACCGAACAAAUGCAGAGUUAGAUAUGAAAUUGCGAGAGGUGGAGGUUCGCGAAAUUUUGCUUCAAAAGGAGAGAAACCUUGGUGAGAGAGAAAAUAAUGUGACUGUAAUGGAGAGAAACCUGAAGCAGAAAGAGAGAGAUCUAGCAAUGUUGGAGAAGAAGAUUGACUCUACCAAUUCUUUAUUAAAAGAAAAGGAAGCUGAGAUAAGUAGAAGAGUAUCAGAUUUAGACGCGAAAGAGAUGGUACUUGAGGCGAAAGAGAAGGAAUUACAUGACCUGCAACUACAGAUUAGGAUAAAUAAAAACAGUCGAGAAGAGUCUGGUCACACUGAGAAAGUUAUCGGUAAAAGGCCAGGGAAGCGGAAACACGCACAAACUUCCAGGAUUGUAGAAAGUGAGCAGAACAUUGCUGAUAGUGAAGGACAUUCAGAUAGUAUCACAACUAGUAGGCGCAAGAAGAAAAGGGAAACAGUUCCUCCAUCCCCACAAGUUACUAGGGAGACACGAUACAAUCUCAUGCGGCAUAAGACUGCAGAUACUGUUUCAUCGGCACAAGAUAUAACUAAUGGAACGAAGAACAUGGAGGAGAAAGAAGAAGAGGAUCCUAGCAAGAUGUCUAUUAGACAGAAGAUCCUGAUAUUUCUUACAAGAUGAAAAUGUUACAUUUUUCUUUGAUAAUAAAUCCUCGUUCCUUUUAAAUAGAGAGUAGACAUAAUCUUUGGGUUAUCUUCCAUGUUUAUUUUGAGAUCUUUUAAUGGAAAGAUACGAACCAUUGUUUUGCCUCUUCCAUUUUGACUGUCCUUCAGCAAAAUUGAUUGUACUGUGUAGGCUUGUACUGUUUAGGCACAUAUGAUAGUCCAUUGUUAUACUGAUAGAUGAUUAAUAAUGUCAAAGUGAUAUUAAUAUUCAAUAAUGGAAUUGUAAAGUAGUGUUCGAUUUGCAUGUCAGACUUUUUUUACUAGUAACUUUGAUAUAUAUAACUGUGCUAACAUCUUACGUUGUCUCUUCCGUAGCUUUUCCAUUAACACAAAGGAAGAAAAGAGGUCAGUUUUUUUGGUCACCUUUUGCAUUUCUUUUACAAUUCUAGAUUCCGUUUUCACCAUAUUUUAGGAAUAUAUCCCUUUUCUUAAAACUAUGAUCUCUUCUAUUUGUUUUAGUCCAAACUGUCACUUAUUUUUCCUAGGGAUCCAUGUUGGUAUUUGUCUUGAUAUAUCCACUUCAUUGUUGAGGGGUCAAAUUUGUGCUCGCCAAUGAAAAUUAUGAGGCAAAUUAUGCAACAUAAUUCAAGUAAACUCCUGUUUUGUAGGUGUUUGUUUUUCAUGCUUGACUCAAUAACAUGAUGAAGAGGUUCAAAGCUUUUAGACAAAGUCAAUAUGUUCUCUUUUAUCACAGCAUUGUUGUCUGUGGUAGUAACAUUGUAUUGCAAUUUGCAGCCUAUGACAGGAAUAUGGUGGAUAUAAUAGUUGUGGCUUAUGGCGAUUUGCAUAAAAAUCUGUCACACCAAAUUUGACAAAUACUGCUUUAUCAUCACUGAGUGCCAGGUGCGCUGGGCAAUUAGAAACCUUGAUGUGGCUCAUGCUCAAGUACUUUUUAGUUUUUACCUAUCUGCGCAUGACUUAACAUCAAACUGCUAAAUUUUGAAGAAAUGAAAAGAAAAACCUUACACUGCUAUAGACAAGGUUGGACAUAUAAACCUAGUUCUGAUUAAGAGUUAUGUUGGCUCAUGGGAACAUGCAUUUUUUGUUUAUAUAUGCAAGUGAGGCUUUGAAUUUUUAGACUAGCUUCCUCAUUGGUGCAAUCUUCUGGACCCUAGUUUAACAGAGGCCAUGCAUGGUUAUUGCAGAAUAACAGAAUGACGAGUUGAAUUUUUUUUCUGACCAUCAUAGGUAAUUUGCGAAGGGAGGUCUGGUCUACCAAAGCAUCACCAUAAGCUGCAAUGGCAUGUUUAUAUGGCAGAAUUUUCGCCUUCUGCCACUCCAUCUUUCCAUUGGUUUUUCGUUGAUCUGAUGGAAGAGAUGAUAUUGCAUGUACUUUCUACUUCUAUGUUGUUAGUCAAUAAAAACUAGUCCAAGUUAGUUUUCUAGCACUGGCUAAUUUGAUUGACGUAAGACUUGAGUUUUUGGAAUACAACGAAUGGAGACACGGUUAGACUCAGUUAUUUCGAUUAAAGAUGUAUAUUUUUGUUAUUAUAAAUAUUCAUUAUAUUUUACUAAGACAAAUGUUAUCUUUACAU